This is a messenger RNA of Cokeromyces recurvatus, 1698 nucleotides long. RefSeq lists its product as uncharacterized. Gene Ontology annotation, molecular function: D-xylulokinase activity. Gene Ontology annotation, biological process: xylulose metabolic process. Gene Ontology annotation, cellular component: cytosol. NCBI's taxonomy places the organism in Eukaryota, Fungi, Mucoromycota, Mucoromycetes, Mucorales, Mucoraceae. The record is from RefSeq and is a predicted model, not a curated record. Bases 86 to 1651 code for a protein of 521 amino acids. The transcript has 4 exons.
AAAAAAGAAAAAAAAAAGAAUGACAGCAAUAAGCAUAUAAAGCAUCAUCUAACAACUGUUCAGUAUUGUUCUUUAUUAUUCAAAAAUGGAGAAAUAUUAUUUAGGUCUUGAUCUAUCAACACAACAAUUAAAAUGUACCUUAAUAAAUGAAAAUCACAACAUUGUCUGGGAAAAAGCCGUUAAUUUUGAUAAAGAUCUACCUGAAUUUAAUACAAAACAUGGCGCCAUUGUAAACGAUAAUGUUGUUACAUCGCCUACUUUAAUGUGGGUUAAGGCUUUAGACUUGUUACUUGGUCAAUUAAAGGAAACUUCUUACAUUAGUCUCAUUCAAGGUAUUUCAGGUGCUGGUCAGCAACAUGGCAGUGUUUAUUGGAAACAAUCAGGCAUUGAACAAUUAAAGAAUCUGGAUGAUUCACAAUCUCUUUUUGAACAAUUACGAAACGCCUUUGCCAUUGAGCAAUCACCCAUUUGGCAGGAUGCAAGUACGACAGAAGAAUGUCGUUCCUUAGAAAAUUUAGUUGGGGGAUCUCAAGCAUUAGCUGAUUUAACAGGUUCAAAAGCAUAUGAACGAUUUACUGGAAAUCAAAUCUCAAAGAUUUAUCAUAAAAAUAAAAAGGCAUAUGAUGAAACUGCUUGGAUCAAUUUGGUAAGCUCUUUCUUAGCUAGUCUUUUAUUAGGGGAUUUUGCUUCUGUAGAUGCAGCAGAAGGUUCAGGCACAAAUAUGAUGAAUAUUCAUUCUCAUAAAUGGGAUGAUAAAUUAUUAACUCAUUGUGGUGGUGAAGAAUUAAGGAAGAAACUGGUCAAGGAACCUGUUGAAGGCGGUACUAUACUUGGUCCAAUUAAUGAAUAUUAUGUAAAAAGAUAUGGUUUCAAUCCGAGCUGUAAAAUAUUACCUUUUACCGGUGAUAACUCUGCUACACUUGUAUCUAUGAAUUUAAGCGAAGGUGAUUGUGUUAUUUCUUUGGGUACAUCAGAUACUGUAUUAGUUUAUCUUAAAAAAGGGGCAUCUGCUACCACUGAGUCACAUUUGAUGGCUCAUCCAACCGAUCCUAAUGGAUUUAUGGGUAUGCUUUGUUAUAAAAAUGGCUCUCUAGCUCGUGAAUACAUUCGAGAUAAAUAUGCAAGGGGUAGUUGGGAUACUUUUAAUGAAUAUCUUACAAGCAAGGAAGCGAUGUUCGAUGGUUGUAUAGGCUAUUAUUACUGGAUGCAAGAAAUUAUUCCAUUUGCUAAAGGCAUUUAUCGAUUCGAAAAUAAAAAGGCAGUAGAAGAGUUUAGGGAUGAGUGUAUCAAUGUGAAGGCCAUUGUUGAAUCUCAAUUUAUGUCCAUGCAAGUCCGAUUGAAACGUAUGGGUGGAAAUACAAUUAAACGUAUUUUGGCCUCAGGCGGUGCUGCUACCAAUAAAAAUAUUCUCCAACUUUUAUCAAAUAUCUUAGGGUUACCUGUCUAUAAGCAGAAGGGAUUAAAUGGCGCUAGUCUUGGUGGUGCUCUUUUGGCAAAAUUUAGUUUGCAAGGAAAGUCCUUUGAAGAUAUGAUGGCAGAAUUCCCAUCUUCUGGUUUAGAAUUGGUUUGUGAACCUGAUUUAGAAGUUACAAAAAAAUACUUGACUUAUGAAGGUCAAUUUACUGAACUAGAAAAUAGCAUUGUUAUGUAAUAAUAAUGGUUUAUUGUGAAUAUAGAAUUCCUUUUUUUUUUUUUUUU